AUGGCUACGAACUCAUCUGAGCAUACCAUGAGUGCCGCCGCCGCUGCUCCGCCUGCAACCACCACUCCCAACCAUCUCACCUCCGCUCAACAUUUCGUGUCGAUCAAAUUGACGACACGGAAUUAUCUUUUUUUGGCGUACGCAGCUCGUCCCAUUCCUCCGGGGUCAAGGAUUGCUGGCCUACGUAGAUGGAGGAACGCCGUGAAUCUAUUGCUUUCUCAACGGCGGUAUAUGGGUGAUCUCCUUAACCUUGCAGCUUCUACGACAAAGGCCGUCACUCCAUCUGAUGAGGUGUAUGACAAUCCCACUCAAUACCGGCGUUUGGCGGGUGCCUUGCAAUAUCUCACUAUUACACGCCCCGAUCUUUCCUAUGCAGUUAACAAGCUAUGUCUGUUUAUGCAUGCACCCACAGUUGAACAUUGGGGACUUUUGAAGCGUGUGUUACGCUACGUUAAAGGCACCUUACAUUACGGAGUGCGCUUCUCGCGUUCAUCUUCUUCUGCCAUUCAUGCCUACUCCGACUCCGAUUGGGCGGGUUGUUCCAUUGAUCGCAAGUCCACUAGCGGCUAUGCUGUUUUUCUCGGCGACAAUUUAAUUUCUUGGGUCUCCCGCAAGCAAUGCACCAUAGCUCGUUCUUCCACUGAGGUUGAGUACAUGGGGCUCGCCGAUGUAGCUGCUGAGGUUACCUGGGUUGUCUCUCUCCUUCAUGAGCUAAACUUGCAUCCGGGCUCCCCGCUGACUCUAUGGUGUGACAAUCUCGGUGCCACCUAUCUCUGUGCUAACCCUGUUUUCCAUGCCAGGACGAAGCAUGUGGAGAUUAAUUUUUACUUUGUUCAUGACAAGGUCGCUGCUAGGGAUUUUUUAGUCGAUUUUGUGUCCACGAAAGAUCAGCUCGCCGAUAUCUUCACCAAGCCGCUACCGGCUCCGCGUUUUGCAGCUCUUCGUGACAAGCUCAAUGUUGUAGCCCUCCAACCUUUAGCUUGA
Molecule: messenger RNA, 984 nt
Organism: Ipomoea nil (Japanese morning glory)
Lineage: Eukaryota; Viridiplantae; Streptophyta; Magnoliopsida; Solanales; Convolvulaceae
Exons: 2
Coding region: 1-984 (327 amino acids)
Source: RefSeq, a predicted model, not a curated record